Messenger RNA from Rhizoctonia solani, 342 nucleotides. RefSeq names its product aconitate hydratase. Bases 1 to 342 code for a protein of 113 amino acids. The record is from RefSeq and is a predicted model, not a curated record. The transcript is spliced from 2 exons. NCBI's taxonomy places the organism in Eukaryota, Fungi, Basidiomycota, Agaricomycetes, Cantharellales, Ceratobasidiaceae.
AUGGGUGGACUUGGGUUCGCGGGGAAGGUCGACACGACGGCCCCGUACGACGACAAUCUAGUACCCGAGGAGCUGCGGCGCCUAUGCGUCAAGUAUGGCAUCGACAGUGAUACAUGCGUAUGGCGAAAGAAGAAGGCGGAGAGUGCUCGGAACGAGAUGUGGGACCCAACUGUCUUCGUCCCGGUCGCUCAGGCUGUCAUAGGGGCACUCCACGAGGACAUACUUCGUGGGCUGAACGAGUUCUACUUAGGACACCGUACAGCAGGAUACGGGCUACGUACGAGGUGGCUGGAACUCGCCACGGGGCCAAGAUGCGCGCGUCGCCGGCUCCCAGCGCUCUGA